This is a messenger RNA of Rhinocladiella mackenziei CBS 650.93, 1023 nucleotides long. Its product is annotated as pyrroline-5-carboxylate reductase. Gene Ontology annotation, molecular function: pyrroline-5-carboxylate reductase activity. Lineage: Eukaryota; Fungi; Ascomycota; Eurotiomycetes; Chaetothyriales; Herpotrichiellaceae. The record is from RefSeq and is a predicted model, not a curated record. The transcript is spliced from 2 exons. Gene Ontology annotation, biological process: L-proline biosynthetic process. Bases 1 to 1023 code for a protein of 340 amino acids.
AUGGCGAACACCUUAAGGGUGCCCAACGGCGUCAAUAGCCUGGUGACCAAUAGCGGAAUGACUUUGACCGUGCUUGGAUGUGGGACCUUAGGAAUCGCGAUCCUCUCCGGCAUCCUUUCGUCCUUGACUGAAGCUUCAACGCUUCCUUCGCCAGCCUACCCUGACUCUGGAACCACAACGCCCACCACCGAUGUCCCUCCACCACGAACGCCUACCAACUUCAUUGCUUGUGUCCGCCGGCCCGAGUCGGCAAAGCGCAUCAAACUCUCAGUCCAAGGUUACCGGCCGAAUGUUACGAUUCUACAGAAUGAGAACGUAAAGGGUGUCGAGGCCGCCGACGUGGUCAUCUUGGGUUGUAAACCGUACAUGGUCGGAGAUAUACUACGCGAAGAGGGAAUGAAGGAAGCACUCGCCGGCAAACUUCUCAUUUCAAUCUGUGCAGGUGUCCCGGUUGAACAGAUAGGUCGAACUCUACACGGCGCAGAAUAUCCCGAGGACCUCCCGUCAAACGCAUGCAAGAUCGUUCGAGUCAUGCCCAACACGGCGGCCAUCGUUCGAGAGUCUAUGACCGUCAUUGGAACCACGACCCCCCCUCUGCCCCCCGACCUCUCAUCGAUCGUAGAAUGGAUAUUUACUCGGAUCGGUCGUGUCGUCCACCUGCCGCCCUCAAUGAUGGACGUUUCCACCGCCCUCUGUGGCUCGGGUCCAGCUUUCCUCGCGUUGAUGCUAGAAUCCCUCGCCGACGGCGCCGUCGCCAUGGGUCUACCGCGCGCAGAGGCACAAUUAAUGGCUGCGCAGACGAUGCGUGGCACGGCCGGAAUGGUAUUGAGCGGCGAACACCCUGCUCUCGUAAGGGAGAAAGUCAGCACACCUGGCGGGUGCACGAUUGGUGGAUUGCUAGUUCUGGAAGAAGGCCGAGUUAGAGGCACGGUUGCAAGGAGUGUGAGAGAGGCCACUGUUGUUGCUGCUCAGUUGGGCAAGGGCGUAAGUGGUGUUAAUGGCACCAGGUUCGAGAGGCAAUAG